This is a messenger RNA of Zingiber officinale, 2550 nucleotides long. RefSeq lists its product as uncharacterized. The transcript is spliced from 3 exons. Gene Ontology annotation, molecular function: RNA-DNA hybrid ribonuclease activity; nucleic acid binding. The coding region runs from base 1 to 2550 and encodes 849 amino acids. Lineage: Eukaryota; Viridiplantae; Streptophyta; Magnoliopsida; Zingiberales; Zingiberaceae. Gene Ontology annotation, biological process: DNA integration. The record is from RefSeq and is a predicted model, not a curated record.
AUGGUCAAGGCGGACGCUAAAGCCACCAAGAAAUGCCCCCGAUUGGAAGUAAACGCCAUCAGAGAAAAGCCGCCCCCACUGGUAUACGACAACAAGGAGGAGGUACAAAUACAUCCGAGUCGGCCUAAGGCUACUACUUUUAUAGCAUCCGAUCUGACCGGCCCGCAAAAGGAGGAGCUGGUCGCCUGCCUUCAAAGGAACCACGAUGUGUUUGCCUGGUCGGCGCACGAGCUGCCCGGGGUCGAUCCAAGUGUGGCACUGCAUGAGCUGCACAUUCGGCCAGACGCCCGACCGGUCAAGCAAAGGAAGUACGACUUUAGCGUUGAGCAAGAUCUAAUUAUCCGGGCCGAGGUAGAAAAGCUAUUAGAGGCCAGGGAUUUAAACAAGGCCUGCCCCAAGGACUCUUACCUGCUGCCAAGGAUAGACCAGAUGGUCGACUCGACGGCCGGAUACGAGCUGAUCUGCAUGCUCGAUGCCUAUCAAGGCUAUCACCAGGUGCCACUCGCGCGCGAAGACCAGGAGAAAAUCAGUUUCGUCACGGCUGACGGGACGUUCUGUUAUAAGGUCAUGCCGUUCGGAUUAAAGAACGCAGGCGCUACCUAUCAAAGAAUGAUGAACAAGGUGUUCCGGAAACAGAUCAGAUGGAAUUUGGAGAUGCUGCGAAAUUACGGAAUCAAGCUCAAGCCAACCAAGUGCCUGUUUGGCGCUAAAGGGGGACGAUUUUUGGGCUAUAUAGUCACCGAACGGGGAAUCGAAGCGAACCCCAGUAAAGUAAAUGCUCUGCAAGACAUGGCACCGCCUCGCAACCUGAAGGAAGUACAAAGACUGACUGGAAGGAUCACGACGCUAUCAAGGUUUAUAUCUAAAUCAGCUGAUCGGAGCCUGACAUUUUUCAAGAUUCUGAGGCAAGCGACCAAGUUCCAGUGGGAUGGUGAGUGUGACAAGGCGUUCGAGGAACUCAAACAAUAUCUCAGCUCCUUGCCCAUCUUAGCCAAGCCAGCUGUGGGGGAGCCGCUUUUAAUUUAUUUAUCAUCGACUGAGCAUGCUAUCGGUUCAGCGUUAAUCACUGAGAAAGGGGGAAAGCAACAAACAAUGUAUUUUUUGAGCCACAUGCUGAAAGAUGCUGAGUCUCACUAUACAGGUCUUGAGAAGCUUGCUUACGCCUUGAUUCUCGCCGCCUGGAGACUUCGACCCUAUUUCUUGGCUCACUCUAUAAUUGUGAUGACCAAUAGCGCCUUGGGUCGUGUCCUGCUCAACCCUGAACCGUCUGGCCGGUUAAUCAAAUGGACCACUGAGCUCAAUGAGUUCGACAUCCAAUACCGACCCCGAUCGGCUAUAAGAGCACAGGCGUUGGCGGAUUUCAUCACAGAAGUACUGGACCCUGAGCCAGAGUCCACAUGGAGGGUAUACGUGGAUGGUUCGUCCGCCCGACCAGGUAGUGGAAUAGGCAUCCUGCUUAUAUCCCUAAAAGAAGACCGAAUGCAUCUAUCCAUUCGAUUGGAAUACCGAGCCACCAACAACGAGGCCGAGUACGAAGCACUCAUAGCUGACCUCCAAGCCGCUCGGCACGUCGGGGCCACCAAGGUGCUCUUACAUUCGGAUUCUCAGUUGGCGGCCCAACAGCUGAACAGAACGUUCGAGAUUAAUAGCGCUCGGCUCAGGUUAUAUGCGGACGCCUUCAAAAAGCUCAAGGCGAAUUUCCAAGAGGUUGUUAUUUACAAAAUUCCUCGAUCGGAGAACCAAGCGACAGACGAACUGGCAAAGCUGGCUAGCGCGAUGACGCCGAUCAUCACCACUUCCCCCAUUGAGCAGGUCUCUCUAAUGGCUCACGUUGACCGAUCAGGAGAGAUACCACUUCCGAAAGACUGGAGGACACUCAUCAUUAGGUUUCUCCAGUCAGGAGCCUUGCCAGGAGGUCACGAAGUCGACCGGAUCUUAAGAAGGAGAGCCGCUCGGUUCACCCCGGUGGGUGAGCAAUUGUAUAAAAAAGCUUUCUCACGCCCUCUGCUCAAAUGUGUGGGUGCUGAGGACGCUAAAUAUAUCCUUCAAGAAGUACAUCAGGGCUCUUACGGAGGGCACCCGAGUGGGCGAUCACUAGCAAAGAAAGUUAUCCUAGCAGGAUAUUUUUGGCCAACACUCCAGAAAGAUGCGAACAAGUUGGUAGCUACUUGCUUAUCCUACCAAAAGUACAGCAAUCUGACCCACCGACCGACCUCUGAAAUGAAAGUGUCCACUGUUGCGUGCCCAUUCGACCAGUGGGGAAUGUACAUAGUCGGCCCUUUUCCUAUGGCGAAUGGUCAGAGAAAGUUCCUACUGGUGGCCGUUGAAUAUUUUUCAAAAUGGGUGGAGGCCGAACUGCUGGCAAGAAUAACGGAAAGCAUGGUCAAGAAGUUUUUAUGGCAGAACAUUAUAUGCCGGUUCGGCAUACCACACCGACUUGUCUCAGAUAAUGGGAGACAGUUCACGGGCCAAGAGUUGGGGAAAUGGUGCGUGGGUUACGACAUACAGCAAGCUUUUACCUCCAUGGCCUACCCUCAGAGCAAUGGAUAG